Paramuricea clavata is the source of this 1224-nucleotide messenger RNA. Lineage: Eukaryota; Metazoa; Cnidaria; Anthozoa; Malacalcyonacea; Plexauridae. The record is from the annotation of a GenBank genome assembly.
CAAUACAGGCGAAUGUCUUUUGAACCGAGGUACUAUAUCGGAAAAAAUCUUCUGCGAUUCCAUUUGUCUUACACUUCUGCCGACUUUUUGCUCGAACUGGCUGUUACAGUUGAUGGGAAAAAGCAGCAAUUAUACGUUGAUACAGAUUUGCAUCUCCGCGUGGCAGAUAAGGACGGGAAAAACAGUGAAUACGAAGAAGUCGCUCUGCAUUAUAAUCCAAAUAAAAGGAGCGUUUUCGUUACUAUCUGCAACCCUGAUUUCCCUAUUCGAGCCUUGUGUCUGGCGAAGGAUGUGGCGAGGGGAUGGAACGGAGCUGCAAAGCUUUCAACGGAUUGUAGCAAUAAUUACUCUGUGGGGAGAGUUGCAUGAGUGAGUGCUUUCUCGUUCUAACAUUUUAGAUAUGAUCUAUAGCUAGUUUAUACAUGUAAAAUCUUAGUUAAUGUUAUUCCAUACUGCAUCAAAUGAAUGGCUUCUCUUUAGAAGUGACACAGUAAUAGCAUGCAGGGCCUCUUUUAAGAAUUUCUCAGUAGGGAGAGGGGUUGGGAUAUAGACCCACCUUGAAGUUGGUGAACUGGAAAAGCGGUACUUUUGGGGGUCUGGGGGGGGGGCUUGACUUACGGAGAGUGCAGCCAACAUGGAGCUGGGGGGACUUGCCCUCUCCAGUCUUUUAAUUUAAAAGGGGCCCUUGCAAUGGUAUAGGUCCACACAGGCGUAGCGUUUAAUACAUGAAGAAACAAGAAAGCCGUAUUGGUUGAACAAAUACCUAUGAUGUUGGUAAAAUGAAGCUGGUUUCAUUAUUUUCCGACGUAUAUGCAUGUAGGCAACCUCGUACCCAGGCUCUUUCCACUACGCUGUAGUGGAAAGUGUCUGGCUACGAGGUUGGCAUGUAGGACCGAGGCAACUGAUUUGUGAGCACAUAUAUGCUUAGUGCUGGAAUCAAACCCCAGUCUGAGAAGUAAUAUGUGCAAUCAACCACUAUAUUGCCGGUAAUCUUACCUUAUUUGCUCAUGAUCAUCCUAAUGUGUACAUUUUUGUUUUAUUUGAUAACUCUUUCAUUGUAUUUCUAUUUUGUUAUUUACAGCCGGUGAAUUGAAGACUUUAAAGUUCUGUGACUCGGACUUUUCUUUAAGUGGUAAAAACAAUAGACUAGUACUAGUAACAAAUAGCUGUUAUCGAAUUCGAUGUUAAUGUAAUGGAGUUACGAAUAAAUAUUUUUGUUCUUGG